Gastrolobium bilobum is the source of this 1836-nucleotide messenger RNA. RefSeq names its product probable inactive receptor kinase At5g58300. The coding region runs from base 1 to 1836 and encodes 611 amino acids. NCBI's taxonomy places the organism in Eukaryota, Viridiplantae, Streptophyta, Magnoliopsida, Fabales, Fabaceae. Gene Ontology annotation, molecular function: protein kinase activity; protein binding; ATP binding. The record is from RefSeq and is a predicted model, not a curated record. The transcript is spliced from 2 exons. Gene Ontology annotation, biological process: protein phosphorylation.
AUGCUACAGUCCUACUUUGUCACAAUACCAAUUUUCCUACUCCUGCUUGAGUUUCCUCAAACUAUAGCUGAUCUACAUUCACAAAAACAAGCCCUCCUUGACUUUGCUGCUGCAGUUCAUCAUGGUCAAAAAGUCAAUUGGAACUCUAGUACUUCAUUAUGCACUUCUUGGGUUGGAGUUACUUGCAGUUCUAAUGGCUCCCAUGUGCUUUCUGUGAGGUUACCAGGUGUUGGAUUGCGUGGUUCUCUCCCAGCCAAUACACUUGGUAAGCUAAAUGGCCUCAUUAGUCUCAGUCUUAGGUCCAACACCUUGAGUGGUAGCAUUCCAAGUGACAUAUUUUCCAUUCCUUCUCUACGCUUUAUAUAUCUACAACAUAACAACUUCUCAGGUGAUAUUCCUGACUCACUGCCACCCCAGCUUAUGUAUCUUGAUUUGUCCUAUAACUCUUUCUCAGGACAUAUUCCAGCCUUUAUCCAAAACUUGACAUACCUAAAAGGACUGAACCUCCAAAAUAACUCUCUGAGAGGACCUAUUCCUGAUGUUAACCUUCCUAACCUUAAGAAUUUGGAUUUGAGUUUCAACUACUUAAAUGGUUCAAUUCCUUCAGGGUUCCAUAAGUUUCCUGCCUCUUCAUUUAAAGGGAAUUUAAUGUUAUGUGGAGCACCUUUGAAACAAUGUUCUUCAGUAUCCCCUACUCCUACUUUGUCCCCACCAAUUGUCUCCCCAAAACAAAGUGAUCUCUCAAGCAAGAAGCUGAGUAAAGGUGCAAAAAUUGCAAUUUCUUUGGGGGGUUUUGCACUGCUAUUUCUUGCAGUUAUUAUAGUAGUGUUCUGCUGUUUCAAGAAAAAGGAAGGGGAACAAAAUGCAGCACCUAAAGACAAGGGUGAGAAGCUUAGGGAGGACUUUGGGAGUGGUGUGCAAGAACCUGAGAGAAACAAGCUAGUAUUUUUUGGAGGUUGUUCUUAUAAUUUUGAUCUUGAGGAUUUACUAAGAGCUUCAGCUGAAGUGCUUGGGAAGGGAAGUUGUGGAACAACAUAUAAAGCCAUCUUGGAGGAGGGGACAACAGUUGUAGUGAAGAGGUUAAAAGAAGUGGCAGUGGGGAAAAAAGAAUUUGAACAGCAAUUGGAGAUUGUCCAAAGGCUUGAUCAGCACCCAAAUGUUAUUCCCCUUCGUGCUUACUACUAUUCCAAGGAUGAAAAACUAAUGGUUUACGAUUACUUAACAUCUGAAAGCUUUUCCAAGUUAUUGCACGGAACAAGGGAAACUGGACGAACUCCACUGGAUUGGGAUUCCAGAUUGAAGAUCAUGGUGGGAGCUGCUAGGGGCAUUGCUCAUAUCCACUCAGCUAAUGGAAGGAAAUUAGUCCAUGGCAAUAUAAAAUCAUCUAAUGUGCUUCUCUCAAAAGAUCUUCAAGGCUGCAUAUCAGAUUUUGGCUUAACUCCUCUAACAAGUUUCUCUGUCUCCUCCAGAAGUCAAGGAUACCGAGCACCUGAGGUUAUCGAAACCCGAAAAUUCACCCAAAAAUCUGAUGUGUAUAGUUUUGGUGUCCUCCUUCUUGAGAUGCUGACUGGCAAAGCACCAGUUAAGUUUUCAGGGCAUCAUGAUGAUGUGUUUGAUCUUCCAAAGUGGGUGCAAUCUGUUGUAAGAGAGGAAUGGACUGCUGAAGUGUUUGAUCUUGAGCUAAUGAGAUAUCCAAACAUUGAAGAAGAACUGGUGCAGAUGCUGCAACUGGCAAUGGCAUGUGUGGCACUGAUGCCUGACACCAGACCUUCGAUGGAGGAAGUUGUUAGGAUAAUUGAAGAAAUCAGAGCAUCCAUUUCUGAGAACCAGACAUAA